CCUCUGCGCUUCCAUGGAGCAGCGGGAAGGGCGAAACUCCGGAGCGCCGCGUUCCUUCGCUGCUGCCGCGGACUGUUGAAGGAGCCGAGCCCGCGUGACUGCCGAGAGAGGAGAGCCCCCGGCCCAACCCGCAGGCCUGCCGCCCGGGGCGGCGGGGGGCGUCGGAGGGCGGCGGAGGCGCGCCGAGCGAGCGGCGCCGCGGGAGAGGCCGGCGCGGGUGGCGGCCGCAGCAAUGCCGGGCCCGCUGGGGUUGCUCUGCUUCUUCGCCCUGGGGCUGCGCGGCUCGGCCGAGCCCAGCGGCGCGGCGCCGCCUCUCUGCGCGGCGCCCUGUAGCUGCGACGGAGACCGUCGGGUGGACUGCUCCGGGAAGGGGCUGACGGCCGUGCCCGAGGGGCUCAGCGCCUUCACCCAAUUGCUGGAUAUCAGCAUGAAUAACAUUACUCAGUUACCAGAAGAUGCAUUUAAGAACUUCCCUUUUCUAGAGGAGUUACGAUUGGCUGGCAACGACCUUUCUUUUAUCCACCCAAAGGCCUUGUCGGGGUUGAAAGAACUCAAAGUUCUAACCCUCCAGAACAACCAGUUGAAAACAGUACCCAGUGAAGCCAUUCGAGGACUGAGCUCUUUGCAGUCUUUGCGUUUAGAUGCCAACCAUAUCACCUCAGUGCCUGAGGACAGCUUUGAGGGACUCACUCAGUUACGGCAUCUGUGGCUGGAUGACAACAGCUUGACGGAGGUGCCAGUGCAUCCGCUCAGCAAUCUGCCCACCCUGCAGGCGCUGACCUUGGCACUCAACAAGAUCUCCAGCAUCCCUGACUUUGCCUUUACCAACCUGUCCAGCCUGGUGGUUCUGCAUCUUCAUAACAAUAAAAUUAAAAGCCUGGGUCAACACUGUUUUGAUGGACUUGAUAACCUGGAGACCUUGGACUUGAACUAUAAUAAUUUGGGGGAAUUUCCUCAGGCUAUUAAAGCUCUCCCGAGCCUAAAAGAACUGUUAUUUCAUAGUAAUUCUAUUUCUGUUAUCCCUGAUGGAGCGUUUGAUGGUAAUCCACUCUUAAAAACUAUACAUUUGUAUGAUAAUCCUCUAUCUUUUGUGGGGAACUCAGCAUUUCACAAUUUGUCUGAAUUGCAUUCCUUAGUCAUUCGUGGUGCAAGCAUGGUGCAGCGGUUCCCCAAUUUGACUGGAACUGUCCGUCUGGAGAGUUUGACCUUGACAGGUACGAAGAUAAGCAGCAUACCCAGUAAUUUGUGCCAGGAACAGAAGAGGCUUAGGACUUUGGACUUGUCUUACAACAGUAUAAAAGACCUUCCAAGCUUUAAUGGUUGCCAUGCUCUGGAAGAAAUUUCUUUGCAGCGAAAUCAGAUCCACAAAAUAAAGGAAGAUACUUUUCAAGGCCUGACAUCCCUAAAAAUUCUAGAUCUUAGUAGAAACCUGAUCCAUGAAAUUGAUGACAGAGCUUUUGCCAAGCUUGGGUCAAUAACAAACUUAGAUGUAAGUUUCAAUGAAUUAACUUCAUUUCCAACGGAAGGCCUAAAUGGGCUAAAUCAACUGAAACUUGUGGGCAACUUCAAGCUGAAAGAAGCCUUAGCAGCAAAAGACUUUGUUAAUCUCAGGUCUUUAUCUGUACCAUAUGCUUAUCAGUGCUGUGCAUUUUGGGGUUGUGACUCUUACGCACAUUCAAACACAGAAGAUAACAGCCUGCAAGACCACAGUGGGUCAAAGGAUAAAGGUCUCAGUGAUGUGGCAGGUGUCACCAGCAGUGCUGAAAAUGAGGAACACAGUCAAAUCAUUAUCCACUGCACACCCUCGACAGGUGCUUUUAAGCCCUGCGAAUACUUGCUGGGAAGUUGGAUGAUCCGUCUUACUGUGUGGUUCAUUUUCUUGGUGGCAUUGUUUUUCAACCUGCUUGUCAUUUUAACAACAUUUGCAUCUUGUGCAUCAGUGCCCUCCUCCAAAUUGUUUAUAGGCCUGAUUUCUGUGUCUAACUUAUUCAUGGGCGCUUAUACUGGAAUCUUAACUUUUCUGGAUGCUGUGUCCUGGGGCCGAUUUGCUGAAUUUGGCAUUUGGUGGGAGAUAGGCAGUGGCUGCAAAAUAGCUGGGUUUCUUGCUGUUUUCUCCUCAGAAAGCGCCAUAUUUCUAUUAAUGUUAGCAGCCAUCGAAAGAAGCUUAUCUGCAAAAGAUAUGAUGAAAAAUGGGAAAAGCAGUCACCUCAAGCAGUUCCGGAUUGCUGCCCUUUUGGCUUUUCUGGGGGCCGCAGUGGCAGGCUGUUUCCCCCUUUUCCAUAGAGGGGAGUAUUCCGCAUCCCCUCUGUGCUUGCCAUUUCCCACCGGAGAAACCCCAUCAUUAGGGUUUACCGUAACUUUAGUGCUGUUAAACUCACUAGCAUUUUUAUUAAUGGCCAUUAUCUACACUAAACUCUACUGCAACUUGGAAAAAGAAGACCUUUCCGAGAACUCACACUCUAGCAUGAUUAAGCAUGUCGCUUGGCUCAUCUUCACCAACUGCAUCUUUUUCUGCCCCGUGGCGUUUUUCUCUUUUGCGCCAUUGAUCACCGCCAUCUCGAUCAGCCCCGAAAUAAUGAAGUCUGUUACUCUGAUAUUUUUCCCAUUGCCUGCUUGCCUGAAUCCAGUCCUCUAUGUCUUCUUCAACCCAAAGUUUAAAGAAGACUGGAAGUUACUGAAGCGCCAUGUUACCAAGAAAAGCGGAUCAGCCUCAGUUUCCAUCAGCAGCCAAGCUGGUUGUGUGGAGCAGGAUUUCUACUACGACUGUGGCAUGUACUCACAUCUGCAGGGCAACCUGACUGUGUGUGACUGCUGCGAAGCCUUCCUGUUGACAAAGCCAGUGUCCUGCAAACACUUAAUAAAAUCACACAGCUGUCCUGCCUUGACAGUGGGUUCUUGCCAAAGGCCAGACGGCUAUUGGUCCGACUGUGGCACGCAGUCCGCCCACUCUGAUUAUGCCGAUGAAGAAGAUUCCUUUGUCUCAGACAGUUCUGACCAGGUUCAGGCUUGCGGAAGAGCCUGCUUCUAUCAGAGUCGAGGAUUCCCUUUGGUGCGCUAUGCUUACAAUCUCCCAAGAGUUAAAGACUGAAUCCAUGUGUUUGUAACUGUUUCUCCCAUCAACCAAAAUCACAGUGUUUAUAAGAAUGAACCCUAGUUUGAUCUCUUAUCUGGGAAGCACUUAAGUGAUCACUGCCUGGUGUCACUUAGAAGAAGGAGAAAGGUGGCAGUUAUUUCUUCAACCAGACCUUUGCAAAGGACAAGUGCCUGAACUAUGGAUUGAUGACAAAAUGCAGUGUCCAAGCAAUGUGUAGUCUAUUUGAAACAAAUAGUUAACUUGAAAAAGAUUUUAUGUAUAUCAUAGCAAUAUAACGUUGGGUUUUUCUGAUCCAUAAGGAGCAAAUUUAUACCUGUUUCUGAAUUAAGCACAAGAUAGAAAACAGCUGUUAAUAUUUUUAAAGAAUAUUUUAAAUGGUGAUUUUAUAUAAUUGAAGAAAAAGGCUUGCUAAUUUUACCUAAUGUUUCAUCAUUAAUCUCAGGACAACUUACUGCAGGGCCAAAAAAAAAAAGGUGGAGGGGAAUCAUUUCCCAGGACUAUGAGAGUGGAUGUAGACACUAAAUUCUUGCAUUUUUCUAAUCCAUCUCUGACAUAAUAGAAUCAUCGAUUUUGUGUAAGAGAUUUAAAUCUAAAACCUGAUGUUUUUAAAACAAUAUUAACAACUGUUAGAUUUUAAAAGAAUAACUGAACACAUUUGUCUUCAGUCAUUAUGCAUUGCUUUGUGUUGGUCACAGUAAUUUUUUCUUCAGUGCUUUGUGAUCAUACUAUUAGGAAAAAGUAAAGGGCUCAUUGCUGUGUGAUUUUAGUAGAUUUGGCUAAACUACUAACAGGGGAUUUUAAAAGUAUCUGAGGGACUUGAUGGCUCCGUACAAUGUUCUCCCUGGAGAAGGCAAUGGCACCCCACUCCAGUACGCUUCCCUGGAAAAACCCAUGGAUGGAGGAGCCUGGUAGGCUGCAGUCCAUGGGGCCGCUAAGAGUCAGACACGACUGAGCGACUUCACUUUCAUGUUUCACUUUCAUGCAUUGGAGAAGGAAAUGGCAACCCACUCCAGUGUUCUUGCCUGGAGAAUCCCAGGGACGGGGGAGCCUGGUGGGCUGCCGUCCAUUAGGUCGCACAGAGUCAGACACGACUGAAGUGACUUAGCAGCAGUAGCAGCAGCAGUAUAAUGUUCUCAUGGAUAAAACUCUUCCUAAUAUCAUUGGCUCUAUCAGUAUUUUUCAAUUCUGUUGGUAUGUGAUCUACCUGUAGCUUGGAUUGUACAGAAAGUAAAUUGUGACAAAUGGUUUCAACUAAGGUGGAAGAAAUCGGGAGUAAUUAUGACACAAAGCACUUACAUGUAUUUCUUAGUGAGCUAGAUUCUCCUGAACAUAUGCUCUUACGUGGACGCUACCGUAUAUUUUCCCUUCCUUUGAUUUACAAGAGCCUGUGCAACAGCUCUGAAACUGUUCUUGUGAGACAAGACAAAUAUGUCACUAAGGAAAAAAAAAGGCAUAAAGCUGAGGCCUAUGUCUUUAAAAAUUAAAAAUUCUACUUGAUAGUCAUCUAUGGACUUUUGACAUGUCAUUAUGUGGAGUCUUAAAGUUAUAAGUGUUCAAUAUAUUUUUUGAACAAUAUGCUAAAUCAAUAGCAAAUCCACUGCCAUAUUAGUUGUUCAUGAGAUACUAAAAAACAUUAAGCUAGAUUGCAGUUUAAUAAUUAAACUGUAUAUAAUGUGCAUAUAAUGAAUUUUUAUCUUAUGUAAAUUAUUUUUAGAACACAAGUUGGGAAAUGUGGCUUCUGUUCAUUUUGUUUAAUUAAAGCUACCUCCUAAACUAUAGUGGCUGCCAGUAGCAGAAUGUUAAAUUGUGGUUUAUAUACUUUUUGCAUUGUAAAUACUCUUGGUUGUACAUUGUCAGUGUAAUAAAAACAGAAUCUUUGUAUAUCAAAAUCACGUAGUUUGUAUAAAAUGCGGGAGGGAUUUAUUUACAGUGUGUUGUAAUUUUGUAAGGCCAACUAUCCACAAGUUUUUAAAAUUGCCAUCAUGUUUGUAUAUUUACACAUCUGAUAAAUAUUAAAUCAUAACUUGGUAAAAAAAUCUAGCUAAAAGUUUUUUUCUUCAAAAGUCAUGUUACUGAAUACUUUCAUUGGAUUCAUUUAAACAAUAGAAUAGCAGAUAUUUAAAAUAUGUGGUAAACUGUGUUAUACAUAUGAUAGGAAAUAUUGUAUGCAGUAUAUUGAAUCAUUAAACUUUCUGGAAAGCAA
Capra hircus (goat) is the source of this 5297-nucleotide messenger RNA. It is a transcript of the gene LGR4, whose product is annotated as leucine rich repeat containing G protein-coupled receptor 4. Gene Ontology annotation, cellular component: membrane. NCBI's taxonomy places the organism in Eukaryota, Metazoa, Chordata, Mammalia, Artiodactyla, Bovidae. The transcript has 18 exons. Gene Ontology annotation, biological process: G protein-coupled receptor signaling pathway. Gene Ontology annotation, molecular function: G protein-coupled receptor activity; protein-hormone receptor activity; protein binding. The coding region runs from base 233 to 3088 and encodes 951 amino acids. The record is from RefSeq and is a predicted model, not a curated record.